UCCUAUAGAUCUGGGCGGAGGCGUUGUCAUGGUUCCCUUCAUGGCGUCUAAAUGCCUGGCAAAGUAAAGUUGACGGAGUUUCAUGUACGUGUGCUGAAAUGUGUGGGACUCGCAGGCCAUUAACACUGAGACUUUGGUGAAAUGGAGUAUGAUUGGCUUUCUUGAAGUCCCAGAGAAGACAAAUCAUGUCCGUCACGGGUUUCCCUUCACCGCCUGUGCAGCCAAGACCCUCAGGAAGAAGGGAGCUGCCCAGUCGAAGUUUGGUGCCACUGGUACAGAGCAGUACAGAGAAAUGUGGAGACCCUGGGCAAAGCCACCCUGGCACGAUAUCACAACAUAAAGACUACAUCCCAAGAGAAAUUCUGCAAAUUCUGACAUCUGCUAAUAGUGCUCCAGAGAAACUUGAUUUGGCACCACUCGCAAAAACCCGGAAAGAUGCAAAGGUGUGUCUUCGUCCUACUGAUAAUGCCUGGCACCACCAGCUCAGAAGGAGCAAGUUCAACCACUUGAUUGACCAGCCAGUCUGUCUUAAAGGAGCUGGGAGGGACAUCUCCUUCCUCUAUGAUGUUAUUCUUUCCGAUAAAAGAUCAGUUACAUCUUUGCAGCCCAUCAGCUGCAACAAUGACAUGCCUCAGGAAGGAGGUAUUCAGGGAAGUCUUGUGCCAGAAGAAUACUAUAUUGUCAAGAAUAAAGGUGUUUUGGGACUGGAAUAUCACGAGGACAAGUAUACAACCCUUCUAAGAGAUGACGAGAAAAAGCUACGUCUCUUCCCGUCCUUGAAACCCAGUGGAAGAUCAGAGGUUCUUCAGCUGAUGAAGGUGAUGGAUAGCAUGUUGAAGGAUGCAGGAGUAGAUGAACAAGACCUUAGACUGGAAGGCCCAACUCCGAUACAUAAUCUGCUGGAAUUGCUUAAAGCCGAGCAGAACAUAUACAACAUUGUGUUUCAUGAAGUUAUCCGUCAAGUCAGCGUGGAGUGCGUGGAGAGAGGGGAGCUGCUUGCUAAGCUCAGACAGCGCUAUGCAAUGCUGCUUGACAAAAUUCCACGUCAGGUGCUAAGCCUAUACAAUGACCUUCUGGCACAAAGAGCACUGGAUCGGUGCCUGACCGAGGAAAUCAUUCAUUUCAAGGACUCCAUUGAGGAUAUGACAAAUGAGCUGUACCAGGUAAGAGAGCAUGACCUGCGAGUGAGCAGAGAUGCUAACCAAGCACAUGCAGAAUUGGCUAAAGCUCUAAACGAGGCAAAGAAGAAUGCAAAUGUCCUAGAUGAAUACCGGGACCUGUAUGAAUUACAGAGAUCACGUCUGGAAAAGCAUCUUGUUCACCUAACUGAAGAGAGGGAUCUAUGGAGCUCUGCAACAUACAUGAUUGCAAAGAAGGUAAUUGAGAGGAACAAAUUACAUUUGGCUCAGAAGCUGUGUAUGUGUGAAAAGUCCUGGACAAAUGAUAUAAGGCAUUUUAUUGUGAUGUUGGCAUCAACAAGUGCAAAAGACCUGAUUCAAAUCCAGCAAAUAACAGAGAGCUGGAGAGUACAUAUGACACGUUUUGACCAGGAUGUGCAACGUAAUGAAGAGUCAAACCGGGAAAAAAUUUGGAUGAUCAGGAAUGACCUGGAUAAAUGGCAGCAGCAUUUCCAGGAUAAUGUCUUUGUAAAUGGGCGUUUUGAAGAAGUACAUGAAGACGUGAUUGAGUUAGUAUCACAGGACCUCAGGAAGUGGGACAGUAUGCUAAAUGAAGAACUUCAGCAGUUUGAGGGGUGUCAACUUCUGAGCUAUCAAGAAUCCCUCAACAUAGCCUUGGACAUUCAAAAGCAGUGGACUGAGCUGGGUGAGAAAGUCCUCAGAAGGCAUCAAAGUUCAGAUGGGGAUGUUACUCCCGAAGAAAAAGCCCUGGUAGAUAUGAAGGGGAAAAUACAGCAGCUCUGCGAGCAGUACAGAAGGAGAAUUGAGGGAGAAAAUGGUGUUGCAGAUUCUCUCAUGGCAUUUUCAAGUAGCUUAAAGGAAUGGACUUUGCAUGUGUCUGCACUUAAAGGCACUCUACAUGGAAUAAGAGAAUGUGAUUGGAGUCAGUUCUGGGAGUUAAUUUCUGAAUGGAACAACCUCACAUAUAAAAUCUUGGGGCUGAUAGGUAUUCAGGAAUUAAAUGAAGAAACUAGUUCAGAAACGUAUGAAAGAAUGGUGCUGGGAGAUGUAUUCAAAAAAUUGCAGCAAUGGGUACUUUCAAUGACAAGCGGAACAGAGAGGGAUGAUCAACAGCUCUCCAGUGAGGUAAAUGUGCUGCAUACAGCAAUGGUGCUUCUUAUGGUGAAUGUGCUGCUUCAUCUGACUCCUGAUUAUCCACCUGAUCUCUCUGAACUAAGUGUUGCUGCUCUGUCUUUGGAGGAAGAUUUUAGCCAAGUUACUGUAAAGAAAAUGCAAGAAGAUGCAGUCAGUUUGUCAGUAAAGUUGAAACAGUUCUCCUGCUUCAUUGUUGGCUGUUGCCAGGAAAUGGUGGAGGACAUUUCUAUUCACAAAACAGGACAUAUGGAUGAGGAUCCUGAUUAUGAGUUAAAGAAGUUAGAGACAAUUAAGAAUUCAUGCAAUGAGUGGAUUGAGACUUGCCAGCUGCUCCUCUCUGAAAUUACAAAUGAUUCAGACCUUACAAUGACAUCACAAGAUCUGGAUGGCAGAAGCUUUGAGGAGGUCAGGGUGCUUCAAAACAGAGGGAUAGAUUCAAAGAAUGGGACAGAGAUCGAAGAUAGUAUUUCAGAACAGACUGCAGAAGUAGAUCAUGUGGCCAAGCCUGAGGAAUGUAGCACAGAAUUGGGUGAAACUGCUCUGUCAUAUGAAAUCACUGAACAUGGAGACACCAAGAAUAUGUCUGUCAAAGAGCAAGAAAUCAUCCCUGAAAACCACAUCACCAGGAAAGACCCGGCCCCAGAUGAAUCGACUAUUAAUCAAGAAAUAAGAAUCAUCUGGCAUGAUGGUAACAUACAUAGAAAAUCACUGAAAGGAGAGGAUAUCCCUGUUUCCAUUGAGGGUUUUCUGACAGGUAGCAGGCCUGGGACUGCUAAAUCCAUCCAAGCCUUUGACUCCUUGAGGUCACUGGAGUAUUUGAAGCAGCGUCUGCUGGAGGCAGAGCUGAGAGCACAAAAGGCAGAUGAGAAGUCAGAGGCUCUGGAUGAGCAACUGAAAGCAGCUUUACUAAAGAUACAGGAACUGGAGAAAACCCCAAAAUCUUGUGAAAUAGAGGAAACUCCAAUUCACAUACAGACUACAGAAGAGGAACUUAGUACCUCGACUCAUCCCAAGAAGAAGAGACCAAAGUCUGUCAAAGGCAAAGUGCAAAAAUAAUGGCUGAAAAUAUGAUUUUAACUGUAGUCAUUUCAUUUGUUUGUUUGUUUUUUUUCCUCCAAUCUAUGUUAGGGUACUUGGUUUACUUUGGGUCAGCUUUCAUACUGGCAGUGGCUAGGAAAUGUUAAGCAGUUAAAGGUGUGUGUGUGUGUGUGUGUAUAUAUAUUUAUAUAUAUCUAUAUAUAUCUAUAUCUAUAUAUAUAUCUAUAUAUAUAUAUAUAUAUAUAUAGAUAUAUAUAUAUAUAUAUAUACUGUAUAUAUACACACACACACCCCCUUUUCAACAUGAGCUCUAUGGAUAGGUUGUGUGCUGACCAUACUUUUUGCCUGCUGUUUUAGAAAUAUCUGUGUUUUUUGUUAUUCUGGCACUAAACAAGCAAAUGGAACCUGUUUCACUAUAGUAGUUGUCACUUCCUAGUUCCGAGGAACCGAUAAAUAGCUGUUAAAACGAAUAAGCAGUCCACUAAGAAGCCCCUGAUAAUGAGUUGAGAGGGGAGGGGUUUGUUUAUUCAAUAGUAGAAAAGGAGCUAUAAACAAAUUACCCUGGUUAUAAAGGGAGGGUGUGCAGGAAGUUCAGUGAAAAAAAAAAUUCAAUUAGUGCUUUAUAAUGGCCAAAAAUAGAAAAAUAAGGACUGUUUAAAAUACUAGGCCCAAAUGCAUUUUAAACACAAGUCCUAUUUAUUGUACUCAUUUUUAGCAAAGUUAUUUUAGGUCUACAUAGUCCUUUUAAUUAAUCU
Xenopus laevis (African clawed frog) is the source of this 4066-nucleotide messenger RNA. It is a transcript of the gene axdnd1.L, whose product is annotated as axonemal dynein light chain domain-containing protein 1. The transcript is spliced from 26 exons. Bases 186 to 3329 code for a protein of 1047 amino acids. Lineage: Eukaryota; Metazoa; Chordata; Amphibia; Anura; Pipidae. The record is from RefSeq and is a predicted model, not a curated record.